Molecule: messenger RNA, 153 nt
Organism: Gaeumannomyces tritici R3-111a-1
Lineage: Eukaryota; Fungi; Ascomycota; Sordariomycetes; Magnaporthales; Magnaporthaceae
Exons: 2
Coding region: 1-153 (50 amino acids)
Source: RefSeq, a predicted model, not a curated record
AUGGGCUGCUACCCGACCUCGAACUGGAUUGAGCCCAUCUCUCAGUACAUCACGUCGGACCUCUGCAAGACCGUGAGGCUCUGCAGCUUCAGGAGUGUCUACGUGCUCUGCGACACGGACGAGCCCCUCAAGCCCCCGCUGGGAUCGUCUUAA